This is a messenger RNA of Eriocheir sinensis (Chinese mitten crab), 3383 nucleotides long. Its product is annotated as serine/threonine-protein kinase Nek7-like. The record is from RefSeq and is a predicted model, not a curated record. Gene Ontology annotation, molecular function: protein kinase activity; ATP binding. Gene Ontology annotation, biological process: protein phosphorylation. Lineage: Eukaryota; Metazoa; Arthropoda; Malacostraca; Decapoda; Varunidae.
AAACUGAACCACCCCAACAUCAUCCAGUACUUGGCGUCUUUCAUCGAGGACAAUGAGCUCAACAUCGUCCUGGAGCUGGCCGACGCUGGGGACCUCUCGCGCAUGAUUCGCCACUUCAAGAAGCAGCAGCGCCUCAUCCCGGAGAGGACCAUCUGGAAGUACUUUGUGCAGCUGUGUUCUGCCCUCGAUCACAUGCACACAAAGAGGAUCAUGCAUAGAGACAUCAAGCCGGCCAACGUCUUCAUCACGGCGCAGGGGGUGGUCAAGCUGGGCGACCUCGGGCUGGGCAGGUUCUUCAGCUCCAAGACCACCGCCGCGCACUCCCUCGUCGGCACGCCUUACUACAUGAGCCCCGAGAGGAUCCACGAACACGGCUACAACUUCAAGAGCGAUAUUUGGUCCCUUGGCUGCCUUCUGUAUGAGAUGGCUGCCCUACAAAGCCCCUUCUAUGGCGACAAAAUGAACCUCUAUUCACUAUGCAAGAAGAUUGAGACCUGUGAAUAUCCACCACUACCCUCAGACCACUACUCAUCACAGCUGCGGACAUUAGUGGACAACUGCAUCAACCCUGAACCAGACCAGCGGCCGGACAUCACCCACGUGUAUGGCGUGGCGCGGGAGAUGCACAGCCAAUCACAGUCCGCCAACUCCAGCAACUCAGCCCUGUCCGCCGCACACCUGGCGCGUGUGGAGGAGCAGAGCGUGGACGACAGCAGACACAGCAUCAAGCAGAUCAGGCUGAGGGACUAGCAGCGUGCCAACUGGCGGAGGUAUACACGGAGUGAGGAAAAGAGCGGACACAACGCACAAUCGGCUUGGAACGAACCAGCCAGCUCAGGACACAUCAGCGAGGUGGGCCGAUCAGGGAACCACCACCAGGACAGUUUGAUGCCAGGGUCGGGUCACCUUACCACCCAGUCCAGGGAGAUGUGGGCGCGGGACCCAAGAGCAGGCAACAUGUCAGACUCCGAUAAGGGCAGCCACAGCCGGUCACAGCGUAGGCGACACAGCUCCUCGGGGCGGGAUGACGCGAGUUCUGGCCAGCAGCGACCGCCUGUACGAACCUUCAUUCCUAAGAGCUCCCAGGACGACCUCUCCCUGGUGAACCUUUCCAAUGGCAGUGAAGUGAAGGUCCCCAUGCAGGACUCCCCCCUCUUGACACCUCCUGGAGCCGGCAUGUACCCCCCCCGGAACAGGUACAAUGUGCGUCUCCCUCCACUGGGCAAGAGGCAGUACUGAACCACCUCUCACGCUGCAUACUUGGUGUUGCUCAUGCCCUCGCUGGUUACAUGUAUGGGUGAGUCUAGUGUGGCAUGACAAAGGAGGCAGUGGGCAUUGAUAGGCAUAACAAAGUAAUAUUUUCCUCACUUCACGCUUCUAAUACAGCCUAAGAGAAGUGUGAGUGCCAUUUUGAGGGUAACCAGUUUUCUUAUGCUAGUCCCCUUUUGCUUGCUGCUGUCAUGCUCACUGAAUCAGCCUAUUGAAAUCCAAGCUGCCACAUGGUUAUAAUGGUGCCUAAGAGCUGCAUCUAUGAGAGCUCAGGUUCUAACAUGGUACACACCCCAGUGCAUGUGUCGAAGGAAGGCGCACCUUUAGCUAGACAGGUGUUUGGUGGUUCAUUGGGGAUAGCUGUGUAUACCUCCGCCAGUUGAUAAAUGCUAUAUUGUAAGAUGUGCGUUUAUGAUGCUGUUUUAUCCUCCAUUGGUUUUAUACAUGUUCGAAUCGUCAAUGGCAAGACAGAACGAGAACAGGAAGGAAGGUUUUGAGAGAGUUCAAGUCUUCUAGUAGUUCUGUUGAUGCUAUUUGAAUCUAUGUUAAGGAUGCUGGGAGAUAAAGCAGCCUCAUAAACAUGCACUGAAUACGUCCAAAGACAGCUGAACACACACGGCAGCUGCAUGAUAGGUCUUGAAACAGAACCAUGACAAUUUCAGCCAAAGACGAGGAAUGACCAAAGUACAUAAACUCAUUCCAUACACUAAGAGGGAUGUGGAUUUCUCCGACUUCCUUCUGAAGGCUUAACAGUCAUUCCAAGUAGUUUUUCGAAUGGUAAUAGUAUUUAAGAAGGAGUGACUCAAGUAUAUACUCAUCCUAGACACUCAAGUCCCUCCAGAAUGCCUUUGACUCAAGUAUAUACUCAUCCUAGACACUCAAGUCCCUCCAGAAUGCCUUAGUAAUUUCCAGUGAAUGCAGCAGUGAGUAUCCUAGAGUCUGUGAUACGAAGAUGAGUCAGAAGUGUACGAAAUCAAGGGGCGAGUGAGGCAGUUAAAGGUCGAGUUUGCAGAGUAUUGGGUUUCUCGGUAAAAAAGGUGGGAUCCUUCUUGCUUAUUCUCAAAGCAUUUGUGAUCAGUUUAUGCAUCAUCUAUUUUCAGGGGUUUAUAUCAUGGCACAAAUUUGCCCCGUCGCUGCUACACGGUAAAGCCACAAAUUUGGCCUGUCGCUGCUACCAGGUUAUUGUGGGGCUGAUUUGAUUUAUUUAGCUUUGCGAGUCAUGCCUUUUCCUGCCUCAUUGUGCUCUCAAGCCAUUAUUUUUCAACAAGGGUGUCUAUUAAGAAUUUACCACAAAACACGUGUAAAGAUUGAUGUAGUGUAUGUUCAUGUGCUCAUAAGUUAAGGUUGGAAAUUGAGUUUUGUCCAAAUAUGUAUUGGUGCAAUAACAUACCAAAGGAACCUUUCCAAAAAUACGGAAAUAAUCUUCCAAUGGUGUGUGUGUGUGUGUGUGUGUGUGUGUGUGUGUGUGAGAGAGAGAGGGAGAGAGGAAACAGCAUGAUGUAUGGAAAUGCAAAGUGUAUUGGUGUGUGUCGCAAUCAGUCAUAUAUUCUGUGUAACAAACUGAUAUGGGUUUAGGCUUUGCGUCUUAACAAAGAGUCAGAUAUACAUGGAUGUAAAUAAUUCAGUCAAGAAAUGUUAUUUUCUGAAAUAUAAUAAGUGCAUAUAGUUACUAAUAAGGGAGACUCAAGAGAUUGUAUUUAUAUUGCUUGGAAGUUCAUUCAUAAAACAUGCUAAGUCAGCGCUAAUUCAGUGUUGUGUAUCGUUACCAGCCAUAGAGUCCUAUUGCAAAUGUGUAUAUUGUUAUUUAUAUUUGAUUUUUUUUUUAAUUUGUUAAUGAAACCAUAAGCACAGUCCACUUGCCAAAGAUAAUUGUGCUCCCGUAAUCCUGUGUAAUAAGUUAACUUAGGUUUAAUACAAUCAUCACCAUAACCUUGUGCAAUAAGUUUACUUGUGUUAAAUAUUGUUAUCACCAUUGUUCCUUCUGUUUCCGAGGCCUCGUCAGCAGGUAUGUGCAGGUCAGUCAAGGGCUAGUGCUUUGAUUUCAUGGCCAGUUUUAUUGUUGUACUCUCAGUGAGCAGUGUUCCUCAUUCUAAUAAAGUCAUUUCUCUUUUUUA